Zingiber officinale is the source of this 2145-nucleotide messenger RNA. RefSeq names its product pescadillo homolog. Lineage: Eukaryota; Viridiplantae; Streptophyta; Magnoliopsida; Zingiberales; Zingiberaceae. Gene Ontology annotation, molecular function: RNA binding. Gene Ontology annotation, cellular component: PeBoW complex; nucleolus. Gene Ontology annotation, biological process: maturation of LSU-rRNA from tricistronic rRNA transcript (SSU-rRNA, 5.8S rRNA, LSU-rRNA); ribosome biogenesis. The coding region runs from base 120 to 1916 and encodes 598 amino acids. The transcript has 14 exons. The record is from RefSeq and is a predicted model, not a curated record.
CCCUCGCUCAACUUCUCGUCUUUCCCUCUUAGUUCGUGCCCUUCUUGUGCAAGCCGACCACAACCCGGCGGCGGCGGCGGAGGAGAAACACUCUUCCUUUCCGUAUCAUCUCUGCCGAGAUGCCGAAGCACCACAGGCCUGCGGGCAAGAAAAAAGAAGGAAAUGCAGCGAAGUACAUCACAAGAACGAGGGCGGUUAACUAUCUACAAGUUUCUUUAGCCAUUUUCAGGAGGUUAUGCAUUCUAAAAGGCAUAUUUCCGCGGGAACCAAAAAAGAAGGUGGAGGGGAACCACAAGACGUACUAUCACAUGAAGGAUAUCAUGUUCCUCUUCCACGAUCCUCUACUUCAGAAAUUCAGGGACAUAAAGGCUCAUGCUAAGAAGGUUAAAAAAGCUAAGGCACAGAAAAACAAGGACCUCGAAGAUAGAUUGCUGGACCGUGCACCAACAUAUAAGCUGGAUAGGCUUAUCUCAGAAAGGUACCCUACUUUCAUUGAUGCACUCAGAGACCUCGAUGAUUGUCUUACCAUGGUUCAUCUUUUUGCUGCUUUGCCUGCUGCUGAGGGUGAGCGGAUUCAGGUGCAGCGUAUUCAUAAUUGUCGAAGGUUAAGUCACGAAUGGCAAGCAUACAUAUCGCGAACUCAUAGUCUUAGAAAGACAUUUAUAUCAGUGAAGGGCAUUUAUUACCAGGCCGAGGUCGAAGGUCAAAAGAUCACAUGGCUAACUCCGCAUGCUUUACAACAAGUUUUGACUGAUGAUGUCGAUUUCAAUGUCAUGAUCACUUUUCUGGAAUUCUAUGAGACACUUUUAGGUUUUGUAAAUUUCAAGCUCUAUCAUUCCAUAAAUGUGAAAUAUCCUCCUAUCUUGGACCCUCUUCUUGAAGCUAUAGCAGCUGAAUUGUAUGCUAUGUGCCGCUAUAUUGCUGCUCAACCCAGAACGUCAUCUGUGGAUUCUCUACCAAUUACUUCUGGUGAAGAUGGGCAACCUGGGCUGGAAAAGUUAGAUAUACAAACUGAAGAAUCAGAGCUUAGACUCGCACAACUGCAACAUCAGCUUCCAACCAAUGAACCUGGUGCAUUAAUGCAUCUGGUGGAAGAUUCUAAAGCAGAAGAUGAAGACACUGAUGUGGAAACAAAAGAAUGCAAAAACCUUUUUAAAAACUUCAAAUUCUUCUUAAGUCGGGAGGUUCCAAGAGAGGCACUACUUUUUGUAAUUCCCGCUUUUGGAGGAGCGGUUUCAUGGGAGGGUGAUGGCUCUCCUUUUAGGGAAUCAGAUGAUGGAAUUACCCAUCAGAUUGUUGAUAGACCAACACAAGGGCACAUAUUUCUUUCUCGAGAAUAUGUGCAACCACAAUGGAUCUUUGAUUGUAUCAAUGCUCGGAUUAUAUUACCUACAGAAGAAUAUUUAGUUGGGAGGAUUCCACCUCCACAUUUAUCACCUUUUGUUGACAAUGAGGCUGAAGGAUAUGUCCCUGAGUAUGCUGAAACAAUCAAGCGCCUGCAAGCUGCAGCUAAAAAAAAAGUGUUACCAAUGCCAGGUCUGGAAAAUCAAGAUCUAAAUGAUCCUCAAACUCUUUUGGUUAAAGGAAUAGUUGAUAGGACGGAAGCUAAUGAAACUGCUGAAAAGAAACGGAAGCUGAUGAUGCUUGAGAAGCAGUACCAUGAUGAAUUGAAUAUGGAGCUUCAGGGAAUAGCAUACUCUUCUCUGAAGAAUAAGAACCUGGAUAACACAGUUGACAAUGCCAAAGAAGAUACUAUUACUCCAACAGAGGAACCAGAAGACCUUUCACAGCUUACAAUGUCACGUAAAAAGAGAAAACUCUAUGAAGCAAUGAAGAUCGGUCAAGAACGCAAAAAGGAUAAGGUUAAGCUUUUGCACGAGCGGAAGAAAAAUGCAGAAGCCAGCAAAAAGGUUUAAUUUAUGCUGUCCCAACACUGCUCGUGGUUCCAUGAUGAACCCUCACUUAUCACCCUCGGCAAAUCAUUUAACAGUACUACAAGUUAUAGUUUUUCGUGGACAUGACUGCUGAUGACUGCUACUGUAAUUAAUGCAAUUUUGCACCAACAAAAUUCUACUAUUCAAUUGUCUUUAAAACAACAGAAAUUAGAUUAUAUGUCAUCCUUCACAUGGUGAAUUUAGUUGGUCA